Molecule: messenger RNA, 905 nt
Organism: Dendrobium catenatum
Lineage: Eukaryota; Viridiplantae; Streptophyta; Magnoliopsida; Asparagales; Orchidaceae
Exons: 1
Coding region: 96-650 (184 amino acids)
Source: RefSeq, a predicted model, not a curated record
AGCACUCAGCCUUUAUACCCACCCAAUACCCAACUACUCCUCUUUCUCUCUUUAUCUCUGUCUCUCUCUCCCUCUCUGCUCGCAGACUCGCAGAGAUGUCUCCGAGCGUCGGUGCCGACCAUCUGCAAAUAACCCAGAACGAGAAAUUCUACUCGAGGGUCCUCUCCAAGGAAAACUCGGCCAAAAACCCCUCCUUCCGAGUCUACUACGGCGUCGCCUCCGGCUCUGUCCCCUUCCUCUGGGAAUCCCAACCAGGCACCCCUAAACACCCCAUGGCCGACUCCACACUCCCCCCUCUCACCCCUCCUCCUUCCUACUACACCUCCUCCAAUAAAAAGACGAACUUUAUAAAAUCCCAUAAGCAAAACCUCUUCCAAGCCAUGCUCCCACGGCUCAGAAAGCCUCACACUCCUCCGCCGCAGCCACCUCCGCCGUCAGCUUCUUCCUCUUCAGCAUCUCACCGAAGAUAUCGGUCUUCGUCAAGCACUAUAUCUUCUUUCUCGUCUAACUCGAGGGUCGACGAAGAAGAGCACGAAGAGGGGCUUUCGCCUACUUCGACGCUCUGCUUCGGAGAGCGGCGAGGCUGCUUCUACAUGGCCGGCAUGAAAAAUGCUUUGCUUUCGAUUGUUGGGAAUGGAUCAUCUGCGUGAGAUGUUUGGGUCAGUUUGUGAUGAUUUUAAUUCUUCUGUUUGAUCUAUUUAGAGGCUUCAAAAUCGUAAUUAACUAAGUGCUUGAAAUAAUUUAUAUUUCGCUAUGUGGAAGACCGUUUGGUGUUUAUGUACUGCUACUACCUCGCCCUGUUAUCAAAUGAUAAUUGCCGGCUUCUCACACUUAGCUCAUCAAUCAAUCAAGCUUUCUGAUGUACAAUAAGUGAAUAAAAUUUGGAGCUUUUUUCCUUGUCCAAA